Molecule: messenger RNA, 4946 nt
Organism: Heteronotia binoei (common prickly gecko)
Lineage: Eukaryota; Metazoa; Chordata; Lepidosauria; Squamata; Gekkonidae
Gene: STIL
Product: STIL centriolar assembly protein
Exons: 18
Coding region: 394-4290 (1298 amino acids)
Biological process (GO): smoothened signaling pathway; protein localization to centrosome; mitotic spindle organization
Cellular component (GO): centrosome; centriole
Source: RefSeq, a predicted model, not a curated record
GCUUGUGGUUGGCUGGCCGGCAGGCCAGUGGUCGGGUAGAGUCUUUAUUGGUCGAUGGUACCGCCAUUGCAGCCGCCAAUAUAAGGAGUGGUAGGAAUUCAGUUAUGAGUGCGCACAGCCUGCGCGGUCUCGACCGGUUAAAGGAAAUAGGCUUCUGAAGGGAAGUAGUGAGGACACUAUCGCGGGUGUCCUCUUCUGUCGCUCAUUAAUAGGUUCUUAAUCGAUAUUAGCGACUUCUUAUUGCAGAGAAGAAGGAAGAUUUCUCCCUUACCCCAACUAAAAAAGUUCAAAGAGAUACGCAUUCGCUAAACUAUAUACUUUGAAAGAAGAUCCUGGAGCUAGUGGUAGACAUUGUUAUGAUGCCCUUUUAAAUCAACAACUGGUGGAUCUGACAUGCUUAAAAGAAUUGUUUCAGGAAAAAUGGUACCCUUCAGCUUUCCUCCAUCAAAAUGUGCGCUCUGGAAUCCAGCACCUAUUGGAGAAAGCACUAUUGCCCACCUAAGUUGUCAUAGGAACCCUAAGUUACUUGUGACUGAAAAAACUGUGCGACUUGCUCAUCGUCAUGCUAAGCAAAGUAGAAAAAAACUCUUCACCUGUUUUCUAGUCGGAACACUUGCCGUAGAUGAAGAUUGCAAAGGUGUUUCUAUAACAAUAGACCGUUUUGAUCCAGGUCGUGAAGUGACUGGUGGCUUGGAGAAAAUACCCACUACACCUCUUCCUGGAGAUUUUUUAAUUCCAUGUACUGUAAACACUUGGGGAUCUUCACCAAGUGACAUUAUAGUACAUAAUUCUGAAAGUUUCAGCUUGGCUUUUAAGAUACUUCAACAGAAUUUGAAUGGCCAUGACUCUCUGGAUCCUUCCAGAUUGCUGAUGUUAAGAGUUUAUGUAUCUUCUGCAGAGCAUAUGGACAAUCUAAAUUUUGACUUUCACUGGGCAGCUGUUACGUUGGCUAAUACUUUAAAAUAUACUCCUGUAAAUUCUGUUCCAAUAAUUCCUACCGCACUUGCCAGAAAUCUGAACAGCCAUAUGAGCAUUGCACAAGUUCAGGGUACCUGCAAAUGUGGAUACCUUACAAUGGACCAGACCAGGAAAUUACUUCUUGUUCUGGAAUCUGACCCCAAAGCUUACACAUUGCCAUUGAUUGGCAUUUGGUUGAGUGGGAUCACUCAUAUCUACAGUCCACAAGUCUGGGCCUACAGCCUGCGCUAUUUAUACAGUCCCUCAAUUCAUGAAAGGGUGCUUUCAGAAUCAGGAAGUUUUCUUAUAGUUCUUUAUUCUGUGAUACAUAGAGAUCCAGAAUUUUAUGAAUGUCUUCCUUGUGGACUUACUGAAUUAGGUUUCCAGUUACUUACAAGCAAGGAAACAUUGCAUCUAUUCAAAAAUGCUGAUCCUUCUGAUAAGCGUCCUGUUCAAUUUGAUUUGAGUUCUGAAAAUAAAAAUGCAGAAAUGGAAUUCUUUAGCAAAAUUUCCAAGGAUGUUUCCAUUAAGUGCCUUUCUCAGGGUUCCUCACCGAGCAAGUUGUCUGUCAGUGAUCAUGACUCUGGUGUGGAAGAUGAUGCAUCUCCAAGACCAUUUCCCCGUCCUCACCCAACAUGUCAACAGGUUACAGAGAUCCAGCCUUCAGUUCCUGAACUGUCUAUUGUAUUUGAUGGCAACUUCACAAAAGCUGUACCAACAUCCAAACAUGACUCAACUGUGGAUAAAACAAAUCUACAUGUAUAUCAACCAGCUAAGAAAGUAUGUCCUUUACAUCAUUCAUGCCACCAAAUUCAGAGCUCUGAUUUCAGGAAGCAGAUCAUCAGCUCAUAUGCCAGAGAGUCUUCUCCAAAGCAGUUACCAGGCCAAUUAAAACAGAGAAUUCCAGUGCUCAAACCUUGCAAUAGAGUGCAAGCUCCAUUACAACAGCAAUCCAGCUGUAGUAUAACUGGAUAUCAAGCAAGGAAGAGUGUUGGUUCUUCACCUUCCUCUUCUCCUUCAACACCUUGUAGUGGAUCACCUCCCAUUGCAUCUGAACAUGAACUUGGAAUAGGUUCUGAAAAACUGUAUGCAAAAUGUGAUGCUCUUCAAAGGAAGGAGGAACUUUCUUUAAGUGGACCUUUGGUACUUAAUUCUAAGCAGUCUCCUAUACAUACCCAGCCGCUAUGGUGCAAUUGUGCUUGGUCACCCCCAAACCUAAGGCCAGUAGAUUUUCAGAUCCCAGUUCAGGGUCCACCUUUCUGCUCUUCCUGCGUUUGCAACUGUCAGUUAUGCAGCCAUGUGCAGUACAGUCCAACAAAUAUAUUGCAAGGGAUAUCUAAACUGGGCCGCAAUCAGACAUCUGAAAUCCAGACAAGUGUUGCCCAGGAAAGUACACAACUGAUGUUCCAUCAAAAUGCAGAAUGUGUAAAUGGGAGUUGCAAUCCAACAUGUGCCACAAGUAGUCCUAUAAACCUUGGCCAUUAUGGAAUAACUGGAAAUCGUUCUCUUGAUGGAGAUACAGGAAGGAUUUCACCUCCUGGAGACCAUGCAGUGUAUUCCACUUGUAUGCAAACUCCAUCCAUAGGCUCAGAUAAUGGAAUGAUGGGAUUAUCUCCCGAUGUUUACAGAAUUCUUACUGAACAAGAUCAGCAGCUCAAACUCCUGCAAGCUCAGAUCCAGCGGCUUUUAGAAGCACAAACUCUUCAGCCCUGUUCCAUUAAGACUAUAGCCAACAACAGUAUACAGUCUGAGAAGCAGUUAGAAUUUGUUACCAUGGAAACUCGGUCUUCCCCAGGAUUACACAUGAAAAAAAGUGUCAGUAUUGCAGUGAGCACAGGUGCUAGCUUGUUCUUGAAUGCCCCCUUGGAUGGAAACAAACAGUCUACAAAACAGGAUGAUGGUGAAAUUUCUAAUGAAGACAUCAAUAUCUCUAUGAACACUGGGAAAGAUAGGAGUCAAACAAGUAUUGCCUCAUCAUUAAAAGCUGUUGACAUACCAAGCUUUAUAGACAGUAUUCAUGUUGUUGAAGAAGGAUCUGAUGAAUCCACUGGUGGAGUCAGCAGCAUGGCAGUUGCCACAGGAAUUACCCCAGGCUCUGUACUUAGUGAAAACAUUACCAUGUAUUUGCAAGCAAAGUCGUUGGAGGGAACUGAUGACCUUUCGGUAGCAAAUAAUGAACAAAAUGUUGAGCAGGCCAUUUCAUCCCUACCAAGUGUUCCUCCAGAGGAUCAGAAGUUUUACCAGGACAUACUGGGUCAAGUAAAACACUUCUUGAAGGAAUCUUCUGAAGAACUUACUUCCUACGUUACAAAGGAAGAUCAGAUUAGCAAUGAAAGUACUGCACCCUCAAAAACAAGUGAGACAAAGAGAAGGAGCUCAGCACUUGACCCAGACCUGAGAGACGACAGUGUUCUGAGUGCCACCUUGAAGCAGUUAAGGAACCUUGGAGUGAAUUUUGACUCUUCUGACAAGAUGAUGAAAAAUGUACACAAAGUAGAGAAUGCCAGUAUAUUGGCCUGCAUUAACCCUGAAGCAGUAGUCCCUGGCCUCAACUACAUUUCUUUUGCUAAUGUUAGUAUGAGUGGCUUAUCUCCCAAUGGAGUAGAUUUGAGUAUGGAGGCAAAUGCUAUUGCCCUCAAGUACUUGAAUGAAAGUCAACUGUCCCAGCUUUCUCUGAGUCAUUCAAGUCAAAAGAAUUCUAUGGAUUUGUCGCUACAGACCCUUCUACAUAAUAAUACAGACAAGAGUUUAGUUGGCUUUAACUUAAUAUCACCAAGUAAUAUGUCUUUUGCAACCAAGAAGUAUAUGAAGAGGUAUGGACUCAUCCAAAGCACUGAUAGUAGUGAUGAUGAAGAGGAACAGCAGGCUGACUGUCAUAGGAGAAGAGACAGCUUAGAGCAUGUUCUACAGCAAGGUAUCAAUCCUUUCUUGGAGAAUUGUUCCCACUGGAAGCAACCAUCCAAAAGAGCUAGUGAAAGGCAUUUUCCUCCUAAUCCUGUGCAGUGUGAGACUGAGCUGCCUAGCAGUCAUCUGUCAAAUUCAGAGGGACUUGUGUUAAAACAUGUUACAAAUGCAGUCCUUCCACUCAGAAUCCUGCAGCGAUCCAAUGAAAGUUCACUUCCAUUUCUGAAAGAGUUAAAGCCAAAAACUAAACUUCUACCUGGCAAAGCAAAGUUUACACAGCAUUCUGACAAAGAGAAUCUAGAUGUCCCAGUUGUACCUGAAACUCUGCAAACUCCCAUUCUUGAUCAUUUAAGCUGUGCUGACACCAUGAAUUCAGUAGGUACAUUUCUGGAUGUUCAGCAGCUCAGACAGCUACCAAAGUUAUUGUGAUCUCUGUGAUUUUAUAGAGAACCAGCUCAUACUAGAACUUAAAACUUUCUUAUGGUUCAGUAAAAUCAAGAGAAGCCAGUAACUAUUUUUUAAAACUGAUUUGGCAGUGAAAUAAAUUUAGGAAGAGUUUAGUUUCAACUCAGGUGACUCAGUUGCUUAGUACAGCUUGGUUAUCACAUUAAAUCUAGCUAUUAUGCACCUGUGUCACAUUUUAUGUGUUCUUAUGUGGCCAAUCAGUUUAAUAUAGGCAUAAAAUAUGAAACUGGUCCAUACUUUUUAGUGUUUACUUUUGCAUUUAUUAAAGUGAGACAGAUGAAAUGUCCAUGCUUGCCCCUGUCUGAGGGGUUAAGACAUGUUUUUAAAAACUUGCAUCUAAUCAAGCAUUAGAACAAUGCACUUCAGUUUACAGUUCUGCUUCUUAUAUGCAUUUCAAAUAAAAUUCUUUGUUACAGAUUUGAUCAUGAAGCACAGUUGAGGAACUCUACCUGUUAUGUUUCUGAUUAUGAUAAAAGGAAAACAUUCCAUAAACUGCUAAUUGUAUUUUUUUCUGUUUUGUGUGUUUAAACUCUUUACCAUUUUGUAUGUAUAAAUUAAUAAAAUGUGCCAGGCUCUUCUUGCCUCCUAAUAAACAUGUGAAAUACAAGGUUUUUCUUAAA